Messenger RNA from Eurypyga helias (sunbittern), 745 nucleotides. Its product is annotated as heme-binding protein 1-like. The record is from RefSeq and is a predicted model, not a curated record. NCBI's taxonomy places the organism in Eukaryota, Metazoa, Chordata, Aves, Eurypygiformes, Eurypygidae.
CCGAGCCGAGCCGAGCGGCACCAUGCUGGGCAUGAUCAAGAACUCCCUGCUGAGCACGGUGGAGACAUGGCCCUACGAGGUGCUGAGCAAGGGGGAGAAGGAACAGCUGAGCUACGAGGAGAGGACGUGCAAGGGUGGGUGGUUCGCAGCGGUGGAGGUGGUGGGGAAGCCGUUUGACGAAGCCUCGAAGGAAGGGGUGCUCAAGAUCCUCAAGUACGUGGGGGGAACCAACGACAAAGGGGUUGGAAUGGGCAUGACUGCUCCUGUCUCCUUUGCUGAAGAUGGUUCCUUACAGCAGAAAGUGAAGGUCUCUCUGCGGAUCCCAAGCCAGUUUCAAGCCAACCCUCCUUGUCCUAAUGAUGAAAGCAUUAAGAUUGAAGAGAGGCAGGGGAUGACCAUUUAUUCCACGCAAUUUGGUGGCUAUGCCAAAGAGGUGGAUUAUGUGAACUAUGCUGCCAAGCUGAAGUCUGCUCUGGGGAGUGAAGCUGCAUACCGCAAGGAUUUCUACUUCUGCAAUGGUUAUGACCCCCCUAUGAAGCCUUAUGGUCGGCGCAAUGAGGUCUGGUUUCUGAAAGAGUGAGCAUCUGGCUCCCAGUGAUGCUGGCUCGCGCUGAUAAUCUCCUCACUAUGUCCCUCUCCUCUUCAAAAUAAACUAACAAUUUGGCAGAUGCAGAAGACUAUCCUUUCCUCCCUCUACACCUAUGCCUUGGUCUUUCAUGGACCAACCAUUUCAGAAGAACACUGC